ACACACUGUGUGCAGUAGUUUCUCCUGAAGGCACACGCCGAGCCCGGACUGCUCCACACUGGGGGUAAAUUCGCCUUUAAAGCACCAGAAAAGAAAAACGCUCGUGUGUGUGUGUGUUUUUUUCCGUCUUCUGGAUGAACAAUGUUGUUUUUCUACACGACAGAAAACAUGUCGGGACACAGUCUUUUAAUCGGAGUGUUUAAAACAAGUCGAGCUGACAUGCAGACCAUGUGUGGCUGAACUGGAAAUGGCUUUGCUUUGAGGGAAAGAAAAGAAACAGCAACGAAAAAAAAAAGAAAACUGCGAACAUUUCUUUCUUCAGAUGAUCGCACUGCUCUCUGGACUGGAAAAAGAGUGGAAAACUGGGAAUACCGGGAGUUUUCUUGGGGGGGAAGUUUGGUCUUUAUCCUAUAGAACUAUAGGAUUUUGUCUUCUAUGGACGAAGGAAGUCCUCUUUCUCCAAAAGCAAACGCUUUCAGUAUCGACUCUCUGAUUUCUGCAGCAGGAAACGCGACUUUUGCCAAACACGGAUCUUUUACUACCAUGCACUACAGCACAGUGACCAGGGAAAUGGAAGCCAUCUCGAGCCCGUGGCUGACGCAGCUCUCCCAUUUUUGCGAUGUUGCAGCCUUCACCACGAGCAGCCUGAACAGCCUGAACGCGCCGGGCAGCUACCAUCCUCAUCCUCAUCCUCAUUCCCACCAUCCUCAUCCUCACCACCUCUCUCCUUCACCCGGGGAUCCCUACAGCAGUCAGCAUGAAGGCCACUUCGAGUCUUGCCCUUCUGCCCCACAGGCCGCUUGUUACCCUCCGUACUCGGGCUCCGACGCGGCACAGGGCGACCCGAACACCACGAGCUGCUCGUCUUCCUCCUCGUCUUCCUCUUCCUCGUCUUCGUCGUCAACGCCGAACAAGUCUCUGGUGAAGAAGAACCCCAAAGUGGCGAACAUCAGCGUGCAGCUGGAAAUGAAGGCGCUCUGGGACGAGUUUAAUCAGCUUGGAACCGAGAUGAUCGUCACCAAGGCCGGCAGACGAAUGUUUCCUACUUUCCAAGUGAAGAUAUUUGGGAUGGAUCCGAUGGCUGACUACAUGCUUUUAAUGGAUUUCCUACCAGUCGAUGAUAAACGCUAUCGCUACGCGUUUCACAGCUCCUCGUGGCUGGUGGCCGGGAAAGCAGACCCCGCGACCCCGGGCCGAGUUCACUAUCACCCCGAUUCUCCUGCUAAAGGAGCUCAGUGGAUGAAACAAAUCGUCUCAUUCGACAAACUUAAACUCACCAAUAAUCUAUUAGAUGAUAACGGACAUAUCAUCCUGAACUCCAUGCACAGAUAUCAGCCCAGGUUUCACGUCGUCUACGUGGACCCACGCAAGGACAGCGAGAAGUACGCUGAAGAAAACUAUAAGACGUUUGUUUUUGAGGAGACCCGAUUCACUGCCGUCACCGCCUACCAGAACCACAGGAUAACGCAGCUAAAAAUCGCCAGUAAUCCAUUUGCAAAGGGAUUUCGAGACUGUGAUCCUGAAGACUGGCCCAGGAAUCACAGACCAGGCUCGCUGCCAAUAAUCAGUGCUUUUGCUCGUACAAGGAACCCAAUGUCUUCUCCGCCUCUGCAGAAUGGUUCAGAGAAAGACGACAGCAGGAGAGAUUACGACCGCGACCCCAAUGGAACACCCAUCCAUGCCGAUCCAGCGCACCAGCUGAUGUCCCGUGUGCUGAGCCCCGCCUUGCCUGUCCCGGGUGGCCUCCAUGCCGUGCCUCUGACCUCCGGACCUCGUAGUCCACCUCAUGAACUGCGUAUCGACGGGCACCAGGCUGCAGACACGCUGCACCAUCACCCCUACAAAUACCCCAGCACCUACGAACACUACCUAGGGGCAAAGACCAGGGCAACUCCAUACCCUUUACCCAGCAUCCGGGGUCACACUUACCCCCCUCACAUGAACCCAGCCACGGCCAACAUGUACUCAACCGGCGGUGCCCCACCGAAUUAUGACUACGGGCCGAGAUAAUGACUGAUAACAACAACGAGAAAAUCAAAGGCACCCCGAGAUACACAGUCGCUCUCUCUCUCUCUCUUUUCGUCAUACACACACACACACACGUACAUUUCUCCAUAUCCAAAGCUUGGAUUGAGUUUUGGAAAAGAGCGUGUCGUUCGAGGUGGACGAAAGGCCAUAUUUAUUAAAAAACGGAGAAAUGUAUUUACGGAAAAACCAGACAGGCCUGGUGGAACGGGAGUUCAGCUCCCGUGUGGCCUGGUGACUCGAUCACGGUCAGGCUUUUAAAAAAAGGGCGCUAUAGAGGAUCUGAAGACUUCACGACAGACGCCAGCACAAGAAGAAGUAAUGCAUUAUUGCGGACUUGGAAAUGAAAUUUUGUGUUGGAUGCACUUUUUUUUUUUUUUUGCUUUUAAAAAAAGCCAUAAGUUAUAUAUAUUCUUGAGCCCGUUCGAGCUUCUAGAUAGGGAGGACAUUUGCAUGUUGCUCUGAUCCGAAGGUGUCAAGAUGCCUUGGGAUAUUUUAUGCUAUUAUUUUCUUGUUGUUGUUCCUGAUUGAGUUACUAUUCUUUGAAAAACUAGGCCAUCUUAGGCAACUCGGAGAAGCUUGUACCAUGGCACUGACUUACUGCAGUUCAAAAUAAAUUUGGACAGAAUGACCUAGCUGAACCUGUAAAAUAAGCAUUAAAUGUUUUACUUUCAACAUCA
Messenger RNA from Silurus meridionalis, 2705 nucleotides. It is a transcript of the gene tbx1, whose product is annotated as T-box transcription factor 1. The transcript is spliced from 8 exons. The record is from RefSeq and is a predicted model, not a curated record. Lineage: Eukaryota; Metazoa; Chordata; Actinopteri; Siluriformes; Siluridae. Gene Ontology annotation, molecular function: RNA polymerase II cis-regulatory region sequence-specific DNA binding; DNA-binding transcription factor activity, RNA polymerase II-specific. Gene Ontology annotation, cellular component: nucleus. The coding region runs from base 436 to 2010 and encodes 524 amino acids. Gene Ontology annotation, biological process: regulation of transcription by RNA polymerase II; cell fate specification; positive regulation of DNA-templated transcription.